AUGAAGGAACAUGCUGCCAACGGGCUGUUCAGCAAUGGGAAGGAGCUGCAUCGUGUGUACUUGGGGCUGCCGUUCAUCGACGGCCCGCUGUCGUGGUCAGUCAGCUUCUGGGAUCCAGUCUUGCAUCAGUCGGAGCCCGUUCUGCUCCUGUCCACCACGCUGAGUGCGUCGCUGCAGUCGCUCGGCGUCUUCACCAUGGUGGAGAGUCUGAGAAAAGGAAAACGUAAUGUGAUGCUUCGGUGGUCGCCUGUCAACGUCUUUGCUUGGCAGUAUAUUGGGGCUGCAAUCUUCAUCCCCCUUUACUUCAUGGUCGAACUCGAGAGCCACUAUUUUCCGGACAAGGCUUCAGAUCCAGAAGUACCUCCUCUCCACGCCAAAGCACUGCUCCCAGCGUCGAUAGUCACCAUCAUACAUUUGUACAGAAUGGUGUACUUCCCGCCCCAAGGCACGACAACAGCUCAGCACCAGGCAUGGAUCGCCGUGUGGCAGCUCGCCCCGCUAUGGUGCUACUGCGUGCUCACUGCCAUCUCGACAUAUCUGUCGCCCAAAGACGAGACUGCGCCGUCCCAUGAACGAGACGCGGAUCUGCGGUGGAUCAAGGCUACCUACGCUGUGUUUGGACUUUUUUCCGGUGUCAUGCAUGUGUCGGCCAUGUAUCAACUGUGCACGUCGCAAGAUCCCUCAGCUUCGCUGGCGGAGGCUUUCAUGCCUCGGCUCAGCAGUCUAUGGCAGCCAGACACAGCGUCGUCAGUCUUUAUAGCCGAGUCUACUUUCUUUCUACAAUGGGACUACAUUGUGAUCGUGGUUGCAGGGGGCAUCUACGUUGCCGAGAUUCUCGGCAAUGUGUAUGGCCUGAAUUAUGGGUUUUUUGGUGGAGUAGUGUUGACGCUGGCUGCAUGCGUGGCGAGUCACUUUUUGAGUCUUGGGCUUGUUUGGGCGGUGGUGUUGUUUUUGAGAGAAGACUCUCUUCGUGCGAGAUUCAGGGCGAGCAUCAAGAGCGAGGGCAGUGGAAAAAAGUGA
Exserohilum turcica Et28A is the source of this 1020-nucleotide messenger RNA. RefSeq lists its product as uncharacterized. Bases 1 to 1020 code for a protein of 339 amino acids. The record is from RefSeq and is a predicted model, not a curated record. The transcript has 2 exons. NCBI's taxonomy places the organism in Eukaryota, Fungi, Ascomycota, Dothideomycetes, Pleosporales, Pleosporaceae.